Naegleria fowleri is the source of this 660-nucleotide messenger RNA. RefSeq lists its product as uncharacterized. Lineage: Eukaryota; Heterolobosea; Eutetramitea; Acrasida; Naegleriidae. The transcript has a single exon. Bases 1 to 660 code for a protein of 219 amino acids. The record is from RefSeq and is a predicted model, not a curated record.
AUGUUUCAUGAAGCAAAACCCUCGUCGGCAUCGGCCAAUUCAAAAUACUUUGGAUUUGAGCCCUCUCAGGCAGAUCUCACUCAUCAUACGCAAGGUUUUUCGGUGGAACAAAGUACAGUGCAGUAUCAACAGCAAGUAGGGUACUCUCUCGAUGUUUAUGCUCCUCCACAGAGUCCUCAUUAUUUACAAUCUCAAUCGGUAAUGGGUUCUGCUGCAUCUUCUGACAAACAUGUUGGAACCACUUUUGGAGCUCAUGAACACAUGAACCAACCCUCCUCCACCACCACCACCACUCGUACGCAGCGGUCCCAAAGCAAAUACAAACCACCGACAAAAGUUAAUCCCCUCAUGGACGGUUUACAAUUUGCUCCAAUUGCCAGAAAUUUGCAAGUCGGAUCCAUCUAUAUCCUGUUCAUUUGUGGUUUCACUGCGUUGGUAAUGAUUCCAUCCGAUCCGUUGUGGCUCUCUUACAUUCCAGGUGCCUAUUGUAUUUUACUCUCAUUUGUUCUUUAUGUAUGGUGCUUUGUGAGUGAAUUCAAUAAGGAAGACAAACUUUCGGUAGAGGAAAUUCUCAAUCCAAAACAGUGGCCUCACCCAGUGAGAAAGGUAUUAAGCGUGAUAAAUCGAAAUGAAGUUCAAUGCGUGUUGUGCUUUGUGUAA